Messenger RNA from Zonotrichia albicollis (white-throated sparrow), 4972 nucleotides. Lineage: Eukaryota; Metazoa; Chordata; Aves; Passeriformes; Passerellidae. The record is from RefSeq and is a predicted model, not a curated record.
CAGGGAGCUGAUGCCCAGGACCCUGGAGGGGCAGAUCACCAUGGAGAAGACCCCCAGCUACUUUGUGACCAAGGAGGCCCCAGCCCGCAUCUCCUCCAUGAGCAAGGGCACCAAGCUGAUCGUGGUGGUGCGCGACCCCGUCACCAGGGCCAUCUCGGACUACACCCAGACCCUCUCCAAGAAGCCUGACAUCCCCACCUUUGAGAGCCUGACCUUCAAAAACAGGACUACAGGCCUCAUAGACACCUCGUGGAGCGCAAUCCAGAUCGGCAUCUACGCCAAGCACCUGGAGAACUGGCUGCUGCACUUCCCCAUCGGGCAGAUCCUCUUUGUCAGCGGGGAGAGGCUCAUCAGGGACCCCGCGGGGGAGCUGGGCAGGGUCCAGGACUUCCUGGGCCUCAAGAGGAUCAUCACGGACAAACACUUCUACUUCAACAAAACCAAGGGCUUCCCGUGCCUGAAGAAGGCGGAGGGAAGCAGCAAACCCCACUGCCUGGGCAAGACCAAGGGCAGGACCCACCCUGACAUCGACCAGGACGUGGUGCAGAGGCUGAGGGACUUCUAUAGGCCCUUCAACAUGAAGUUCUAUCAGAUGACAGGGCAGGACUUCGGCUGGGACUGAGGCUGAAAGAAAUAAUUUAAGAAAAGGAAAAUAUAAUAUAAUAUAUAUCUAUUUUUUUUACCUAUCAGUAGAGAGGCGGGGGGGAAAUAAUGGGGAGAAAAAAAUAAUAGCUGUGCUGAAACACACUUUGGUUUUUAUUUUUUUUGUUACACUGCUUUGUCUCCUUUCUUCUCUCUGAGAAAAGGGGCUGUGCACACCCAGAAAAGGAGGCUGUGGAGAAACAGCCUGGUCCCAAUGACAUGAGCAGCUUCCCUCAAUGUUUUUUUUCCCUCUGUAAAAAAACACAGGUGCAAAGUUUUUAGCCGUGACAGGGGUGCUGGGGGCAGCUCAGAGUCUUCCUGAAAGUUUAGCCAGGUUUUGCCUUGUAAGGGCCAUUUUGGCCAGACCUCACCACUUUUGACAAUAAAACAAAGGUGGCUUAAUACCUAAUUUGGCUUUCCAAAUGUUACCUUAGGGGAUUUUUUUUUAUUGCAUGAAACAUUUGGUGAAUUUUGCUUCCACUUAUCCAAUUUUUUUAUUUUACUUUUACCCCCCUUUAAAUCAAGCUCUUUUCAUCAGCCGGGCUUAUUUUUCCUCUUAAGGAAGCCAAAACCAAUAAUCCUUUGUUUUGUUUUGAGAGAAAAUAAUUUUGGUAGCCAAAAGUGAAAGAACACAAACGAUUCUUUUGACUCUAUAAUGAAAAUUGCCAGGUAGUCAAAAGCCUCAUUCACAGGAGCUGGCUCUAAACCAGCGCUCCCUAUUGCAUCCCUUUUCCUACUCUGACAGCAAAAUAGUUUUUUUAAGGGUUUUUUUUUCUAAGAGGGGCCCAUCUGAAGGGAUUUUGGGGAUGGGAAGGAGGUUUCACACUGAGAUGAUGCUCAUGGCACACCCUGAAUGUGUUUGGGGUGCCACCAUUCCACCAGGGAUGUGCAGGAAACUUCUUGGUGUCCAGUGGACAUGGUUGAAGCCAUAAUGAUGAAUGUUUUAAGUUGGGCCAGUCUUAAGUAGACUGGAGGAAGGGUUGGUUGGGAAAAGGUGACAAUAAUCAUGUCCAGAAAGAGGAAUUAGAAAACAGUAGUUCUUUCCUAAAGGAGAACUGAGGGGGAACCUUGAAGGUUGUGAAGGGCGCCAGGCAAAACCUUUAGCACGUUUUUUUUAGCUGGUGGAAAUGUUUCAGUGACAGAAAUCUCUUAGUGAAGCAGAGUCUUUUAUUGCCAUGGGCUCAUUUAUCUGCUGGCUCUUGAUCUUCAGCAUUUCUGCGCUCUGGGGGUACCCAGUGACACCUUGGUGCUGCAUAAACCACAUGGGAGUGCUCCCUGUCCUGAGCCCAGCUCUGAAGGGUUAAAACCUCAGGGGGUAAAACAAACUGUGUGGGAUCCCCCAGGAAUGUGGUGAGGAAGGAGCCUGGGGAUAAAGUUCACUGGCUGCCUGCAUACCAGCAAAAAUAUUCAUAAAAUCCCAGCAGAGCAGAGAUUUCAGAGUCCAGAGAGAAUUGGAGCAGAGUUACAAUUUCACCUGAGAGGGAGGCAGUUCUACAUUGGAAAGUUAGGAAAAGGGUUUGGGGACCCUCUCAGCCUCAUGGCACUGAGUUCCUCUGCAUGUGCUGAGCCACAGCUUCUCCUGGCUGCCCUGAGCCACCUUCCUGCUCAGCCUUACACAUCUCCUGUUCCCAAAGAUGGGAGUCCUGGAACCUUCCCAUGCCCUGAAGACACAAACCCACAGGGUUCUGCAUGCCAGGCUCCUUUCCCAAGGGGAUCAAACAGCUUCAUUGAGCUCCUGAGGCCCCAGGAGCUUCUCCCAUAGCAGGGCUGAGCCUGACCCAGGUUUCCAUGCCCCAGCUGUACAGAAGUGUUGCUGGGCUGGUGGCACCAAAGCCAGGCUGUGCUCAGCCCUCUGCCCUGGUGUGGCACAGCUCAGUGCCAUGUUCACCCCCUCCACUGCUGCUUUCACCUCUUUCCCCAUUUAUGUCCCAUUUUAAGGCUUCUUUUGGCCAUGUCCCAUGCCACAUGUGCAUAAACACAACACCUGAGCAGAAAGGAGGAUCAGGCACCACACAGACCCCAACAUCCCUUCAGCCCCUCAAAAUUCAGACAAGACAUGACCUGAGAAGAUCAGAGAUGGUCACAGAGAUGGGACCAUGGUCCCUCCCAGCAUCAGAAGUUGGGAGAACAUUGGGUUCUUCAUAAUGGUGUCAAAUUAUUCCUUCCCACAGGAGGUGAGGGGAGCAUUCUGCCUGUGCUGGUCAGAAUGGGCAUGAGCUGUACCCAAAAGGAUGGUGGGGAAUUAUUGGAACAAAUAUUCCAAGAGCAAGGUUUUGGGGCAGGAAUAGGGAUGGACAGCCCCCCAUGCUGUGCUCUUUAUUCACAUGGAAAAACCAAAGUGGUAGCAAGGGUGAGGCAUCAGUCACUCACAGGCAUAAUCAAACAGUGCCAGAACCAGUAAGGCACAAAAUCUGAGGUCUUCCAGCUGAAAAGGAGAUUUUAGCAUGCCAUUUCUUUGGUAUUUCAAGGAGAAUGAAGGUUAGGAUAAUACAGACAUAGCUUUCACAAGUUACUGUCAUUUAAGCCCAGCUGGGAUCUCAGCUCCACUCACUCCACAGGUGAGACACAGGGAGAAUUGGAAAAGUAAAUCUGAGGAAACCUGAGGGUUGAGAUAAAGAACAAUUUAAUAGGUAAAGCAAAAGCAAAGCAAACCAAUAAAUUAAUUCCAGGCUUCCCAUGGGUGCUCAGAUGCUCAUCCCCAGGACAGCAGAGCUCCCUCACAUUUGGAAUGGUGACUUGAGAAGGCAAACACUAUCACUCCAAAAAUUGCCUGCUUCCUUCUUUCCCCACUUUCAUAUGCUGAGCAUGAUGCCAUAUGGUCCGGAAUAUCCAUAUCCAAUAUGAGCAUGAUGUCAUAUGGUCUGGGAUAUCCCUUGCAUCCACCAGGAUCAGCUAUCCUGGCUGUGUCCUGUCCCAGCUCCUUGUGCAUCCCCAUUUUCCCCACUGGAGGAGCAGGAAAAGCUUGAUGCUCUGUAAGAACUGCUCAGCCCCACUGAAAACACCCCUGGGUUAUCAGCACUGUUCCCAGCACAAACCCAAACCACAGUCCUGUGAACAAAAUGAACCCUACCCCAGCCAAAACCAGCAGACAAAUACAAACAUCACUUAGGAGUGUGAUGCUUUAAAAAAUCAAUAGAGUUAUAUUGCUGUUUUCUCCCACACGGUCACAUUUGCACUGCCAUAAAGCAGCUUUAUAGGGCCACAGACUGGGCUCCCCAUAUUGCACAAGCAGCAGCAAUACCAAGCAUUUUUUACAGCUGAAUAUCUGCACCUGCCACCAAAUCCCUGCCAUUAAAUCAGCAGAGCCUUGAUAUGUGCAAAAACCCAUCAAAUGUGCCUUUAAAAUCUCUUCCCAGCACAUCAAGCUCAGCCACUUAGGAAUCCUUUCCUCUAAAUUCUUCAGUGUUUUGCUCCCCCUCAUUUCCAGGGGUUUGAAUACCUUGUUGCACACCUUGUAAAGCUAUUUAGGGAUCUGGGGCUGUGAUUGAUUGCUUUUGAUCUGGGCCAUAAGUAGUUUGGAAAAUCCCUCCACGUAUGAACAAUGGCUUUUAAAAAGAGGUCAUGCAACCAAAUUGCUUUGAACUCUAAUAGCAUUUAAGCCUCUAAACUCUUUAGGCUUAUUUGAAAAUCCAGCCAUGAAGUUUAGAUUAUUUUAACCUUAAGAAGAAUUGGGAGGUAAACUAUUGAAAACCACAUCCCUCCUGGGUCUGCAGUGCUGGGCACGUGUAUUGGAGGGGAAAUCAAAAGUAGCUAUAAAUAAAAAAGUGUUUUUCUUAAAAAAACAAAGGCAGAAAAAUCUAAACAUUAACUAUAGGAAAAUAAUAAAUUUGUUAGGUUAGUAAAAUAGUUCUGGUCUCAAUAAUCUGCCAUUAGGCAUUGAUGAAGCUCAGGCAUGAUGCAGCAUUUGGAUUUUAGAACAAAAUCCAAAUUUUGGAUUUGUUUUGAGGGGAAAAAAACCAACCCACACCAAUUUUUCUAUCAGCAUCAAGUAUCAAAAUGAUCAUGAAUUUUACAAAAUGAAGCCUGGGUUGCCCAGGAGGUGGAUUCCCCAUCCCUGGAAGUGUCUGAGGCCAGAUUGGCCUUGCAGCAUCCUGGGGUGGUGGAAGGGAAUGAGACCAGCUUUGUGGUGGAUUCCAGUCCAAACCAUGCCCCGGUUCCAUGAUCUUUGAGGAGACAGACACAGCCUCAGAUGGCACCACAGCUCUCCUGCACUGAGAACACAACAGUGUGGGUUUGGGUGUGCUGAGCACCAGAAUUACCCCAAAAUCUUCUGACAGCAUUCAGAGGGGUCUGAGGAUGAGGGAAGAGACAAGGAUCUGGUUCCGUGUUU